Messenger RNA from Ictalurus punctatus (channel catfish), 11534 nucleotides. It is a transcript of the gene hivep2b, whose product is annotated as HIVEP zinc finger 2b. Lineage: Eukaryota; Metazoa; Chordata; Actinopteri; Siluriformes; Ictaluridae. Gene Ontology annotation, molecular function: RNA polymerase II cis-regulatory region sequence-specific DNA binding; DNA-binding transcription factor activity, RNA polymerase II-specific. Gene Ontology annotation, biological process: regulation of transcription by RNA polymerase II. The transcript is spliced from 9 exons. Gene Ontology annotation, cellular component: nucleus. The record is from RefSeq and is a predicted model, not a curated record. The coding region runs from base 4570 to 10230 and encodes 1886 amino acids.
CUUCCCACUCCUCUUGCAUGAGACUAAGGGAUUAGUAGCAAAGCCUAGUGAAGAGCACUCAGUAAAAAACAGGAACCUUAGUAGUGGCAUUCUGAGGAUGGAAAAUGAAGUCUUUAGCUUUGGAGGAAGGAGCUGAACUCCAUGGAUCAGUCCAGGUGAGAAAGAAGAUAAGUAUGAAUUCACUUGGGUAAGUAUAUGUGUGUGUCUUGUCAAACAACCCGUAAUAGAUACAUUAGGAGGAGUUGCCUUGUAUUGUGUUGAUGCUUUUGAUGACCUGUAUGAGCCCUUAGUCUAUAAAAAAACACAUUCAACUAUGAGGAUGCUAAGUGAUGUAUCAGUUGUGUCUUGUGAGCUGAAUUUUCACCACAUUUUUAUAGCGAGUAUUAUCUAGUGUCAAGAGUAUUAUUUAAUGUUUCUACCAUAUUUUUAAAUAUUACUUUUGUAACUUUGAUAUAUAUUUAUUCGGACACACUUUUUUGAACUCACUCAUAAUGCAGUCUUUAGUGAAAUCUGCAGUGAAGUAUUUUGUCUCAUUAUACAGUUUAGCUUGUGAAAUGCAGAACUUCAGUUCUAUCAUAAGGAAACAGUGUGUGUUUCCAUGACGAUGAGUUAACGAUGGCUCCAGAUGGAGUCCACCUCCUGAAGGCAUUUGCAAAUUCGUUUCAUUCAUUCUCAUUCAUUUCCCAGAUCUUUAUAUGGUGUCGAAUACAUACAGAGACUAAAGAAUACCACUAUCCAAUCCAGACACAUCCUACUUACAUACAUUGAGAAGACAUUUCUCAGUGUGUCCUACUAAAUAGAAAUGGAGAGUAUUUAUCAUGCCUCUGACAGCCAAAGCACUGGCUGAGUGUGCUCCAUUCAGUAUUUCAGUGGUCUCUGUGUAGCUACUCACUGAAUAAGAUAAGCGCAUACUAAAUACAGCAAAAAUAGGUAUUUUGUUGCCAUGGGAACAUUCCUCAUGCCUUCUCCCCAUAUGGCAAACGACAUUUACAUUAAAAAAGGAGAUUAAGGAGGCUAUUUACUUGAAAUAUUUUGGUGCUAUUAUACUGUACCUCUGUCAAAUAGAAUUGAAUGCAUACAACAGUAAACUGACAACAAUCUAAACUCUUUAUUCAGGUCUUUGUUAGAAAGUUGAAUACAUAGUGUGAAGGGCCUGUUACCACCCACAGUGAGAGGAAAUAUGCUUGACGAGGAAAUGGACUCUGAAAAUCAAUAGUCAUUUUGGACUGAGCACCUUUAUCCUGUGAUGAAACCUUUCUAUCCUGAGAGGAGUGGUGUCUUCCAGGAUGACAAUAUCCUCAUCCUCAGGGCACGAGGGCUCAUAAAAUGGUUUGAUGAGCAAGAAAGUAACAUACACUAUAUACACACAAUUUUAAUUAAUUUAUUUAAAGCAAUAUUUUAUCUAUAUGCUUAAAGGGUUACCCCCAGCAUGCCUGCCAGUUAUCAAGUAAACAAGUUCCACAAAAAUGUUGGUUUUCUUUUUUAAUUGCUAUUCUGAAAUAAAGCACAGCACACUCCAGGUGUUCAAAAAAGUUUUGACUGGCAAUGUAUUUAUAAAAUAUUUGUUCAUUCAUGUUCCAUAAUGGAUUUACUGUAUCCUGGUCAGGAUUGCAGUGGAUCCAGUCUAUCCAAGUAGGUGGCAAUACCCCCUGGACUAGAUGCCAGGCCAUUGCAUGCUCAUUCACCACUAGGGGCAAUUUAGGGUAGCCAAACCUACAGCAAGGAAACUGGAGAACCCAGAGGAGACCCGUGCAGAUGCAGGGAGAACAUGCAAUAUUCUAAACAUACAGUAACCCAAGUUCAGGAUCAAACCAGGGACCAUGGAGUUGUGAGCCAGCAACACUACCCACUGCACCACACCACCAUGCUGUCUCUGCAUGCGGUUUUAGUCUAACAGGGAUAUGAUACUCUACUUUUGGCCUCCAAAUGUUUUUGAAACUGUGUCUAUUUACAAUUUCACUGGUAUGUACUGUUCAUCAUAACCACAUAUUCUAUCCUCAUUUUCAGCAGCAGCAUACAUAUGAAAAAGAUACUUUGUUUUUUUUCCCCCAUUCUGCUCCAGUAAAGUGUGUGUGUGUGUGUGCGCGUGUGUGUGUGCAUGUGUGUGCAUGUGUGUGUGUGAAAGAAAGCGUAUGACUGAGAGAGAAAGGAACUGGGUGUCAGAUCACAUCUAAAUAGUCAGUAGCCAUGAGUUGUGCCUGGGGUAGUGGAAAAGCCAGGCAACCCAGUGGGACAGACCAUUAUAUUUAUAGAGAGAGAUGAGAGGUUUGACCUUCACUGUUCAUUGAGGAUCAACCAUUUAGAGCAAUAACUCAACAUGCUCAAUACUAUAGAUACAAGUGUCCUAUAUGUUGAUUGCCACAUGUUCUUCAAUACAUGCAUUGAGCACAUUAUUUCUUUUAGUUCAAUACCUGUUUUGUCAAUAAUAUGCUUCAAUCAUUAUUUUUAGACUCUAUAGUGUUAGAAUUUCACUUAAUAAAUAAUUUGUAUAAUCAUAAUAAUGUAAACUCUUUAACAUCUGUACUAGAUUUGAUUCAAAGCCAUUUAAACAUAUGCAUUAUCUCAUGCUAUUUAAACUCUCUCAUUCAUAGCAGCACCCAGUUGUUGUUGUUUUUUUGCAAUCCAAACUUGGUAUUUAUAGCAGGGCAAAUAUUUGUAAUUGUGUAAAUUGUUUUACAUUAAGCAUUUAAAUGACACAGACAAUUGCUUAAAAUUUUAUGAGGUUUAUAUGAUACAUUAUGAAUUUCUCUUUCUAUAAUUGAAAUUUAUUAUAAGGUGAUUUUUAGUUGAGCAUUUUCAUGUACUGUGCUGAGUCUUGUCAGCAUGUGUUGGUAGUUAUGCCAAGUAGCGUACCCCUUGAAUACGCCUUUUAUAUUGUUAGAUUGAGUUAUAUUGUUAGUUAUAUUGAAUACUUUCUUAUCUAUAAUAAGCAAAAAGCAUUUUAUUUAAAGGCACGACACAAUUCAUGGUGUACAUACUUAUCUAUGCAGUUCACACUGAAUGAAUGAUGUCUGUGCACUGCUUUCCAUGCCUUUCAAAGUGGUCUUCACUGUGGGCUGUUGCAUAACCCCUAACAGGGCCCCUUUGCUAUUUUUGUUCCUGGAUACACGUCUCAGUGAGGUAUUUUCUGUGGUGACUCGCUUACAUCAGUAGGUCUGAUAGUGUACCCUCAAUACACACGAUGUGGAUCAUUGAUGGGGCUUAUCUUUGGCUUAUUAGGCUUUAAAUCUGUUUUCUUUGAGGGUUACAUACUGGAAUAUGGAAAAUGGGAAUUGUAAAGGGAGCUGGAAAUGACUGGAGAUACUGGACAAGGCUGUAUUUGAACACCAGAGGGAGACCCAAGAAUGAGAUCAGAGUGACCUUGAGAGGAGCGCUGGAGAAUCCUAUCACCUCUAGAGACCCCUCUAUACCACCUCCACCUCUUUGUAUAAAGUGAAUUUUGACAGUGGCAAUGUUUCAAAGUAAACUGAAGUAUGUGGUUCAGGUUUCUUUUCUGACAUAAUGAUGUGAAGUCUUCUGAUGUCCUAAUUAACACAAGCUAAGAGGUCUGCACCAGAUAAUCUUAUAUAACCUCAUUAAAGUCACAUUGUUCGAUGUGAAGAUAUGAACUACUCCUGGUUGUCUUUCCUGAUGCUGUUAUUGGUGUUUUAUAUUUUACAAAAAUGAUACAUUAAUAGCAGUGUUUGUUUACUGUUAUGCUAAUUAAGUGAAAGCUUAUUUAACUCUCAUCAAAUAGCCCUACUACCUGUCAGCUGUACCCCAUGGCAGUCAUGUCAGCUGUCUAGAAUCAGUAGGUUAUAUGUAGGUUAUAAAAUAUGUGGGUUAUAAAAGUAAAAAAGUAACCACCUUAGGAAAUGUGGAAUGUGUUUAUACUGAAAUAUAUUUUCAAAUCAGAAAGUUAGGCUGCUCCUUUCCACAGAUAUGUGACAUAUACAUUACAAGCUUGCUAUAAAAGUGGCCAUUUGCACUAUAAAUAGUCAUAGGCAAACAUGAAAAGGGAUGCAGCUGUUAGAUAGUGCUUAAUCACCUUGGCAUCAUACAAACUCUGUUUAGAAAUUUAUUUGUUAAUAUAUAAUAUUGAAUUAAUUUGUCUUCUUCUUCUUCAACUUCUUCUUCUUAUUCUCUUCCUCUUCUUCUUCUUAUUAUUAUUACUAUUACAGGAUGUUUUAUUAUAAUAGAUAUGUAAAUUACUUUCUGUGAUAUUGAAAAGUCCAGGUGACAUUUAUUCUUUUCAGUACAAUUUUCAUGUGUUAUUAUAUUUUGAUGCAUCAUUAUAUUUGUCUUUAUUACUUCCCUUUAGAUAACCUGGAACUGGUACAUAAGACUAAGAGUACACUGAAGAAGGAAUAAAACCAGAAAUGAAAACAUUGGAAAGAAAAUUAUCCAUCAUUUUUUGAGAAUCACGCUAUCAACCUGAAGACUACAUCUGUACAAUUUGGAACUUAUGGCACUUAAACAAGAUAUUACACCAAAUUAAUUAGGACAUUUUAUACAAUGCAAUCCUGAAAAAUGAAGUAGCAAAGAUGUAGCAAACAUAAGUAUUGAUAUUAAAAAAAUAAUAUUUGCAUCAUGGCAACUCCUGAACCCGCUACUGCAGUAGGAUGUUCCCCAAAGGGAGGCACUUUGAAAGAAGACAGAUUUUCUGAUUCUGAAAUGGCCCAAAGAGAUCAUUUUCCUGACACCAAGGACAACAUACCACUAACAGAAAGAUCCCACAGAGAUGAUUUGAGGUCAUGUCCCAGUACUGAGACACAAACAGUGGGGUCAGGAACUAGUCCCCCCUUACAAGCCAGUGAGCAGAACCCAAUCUACACAUGGAGGAAGACACAGCGUUUCCCUCCCCCUGGCAAACGGUUCCAAUCAAGUGUUAACCUUCUGUCAGCAGGUGUGCACAAAAAAGAGCUGAAAGUGAAGAAGACAGGAAAGUAUGUGUGCCAUUACUGUGGGAGAGCAUGCGCCAAACCCAGUGUGCUGAAAAAACACAUACGUUCUCACACUGGUGAGCGACCUUAUCCAUGUGUUCCUUGUGGAUUCUCAUUCAAAACUAAAAGCAAUUUGUACAAACACAGAAAGUCUCACACACAUGCUGUCAAAGCAGGAUUGUUUCCAUUUUCAGAGCAAGAUAGGAAGCUUAGUAGUAUGGAUGAAGUGACAGUUGGAGUAGGAGAAAUGCACUCGGAUGCUGAGCAGAGCAGUGACACUGAUGAGGAGGUGAUAGAAGGGGCAGCUCUUGCACAGAGGCAGCCCUUGCACAGGGGCAGCUCUAUCCAAAUGACGGACAGGGGGAAUACUGUACAGGAAAAGUUUGGUAGACAUACACAAAAGAUUCCUGGGAUAACCUUUACACAAAGUUCAUCAAAUGAGAGUAUAUCAGGAAAAGUAUCUUUAUGGCAGUUUAGAGAAAUGAUGACACCUGUUACUGUCACUCAGGUGGACCAAGAACUUGAGUCUUCUACCAUAAAGCAAAGACUUGCCCUUAGGCUUUCAGAGAAAAGAAGUCAAGAUUCUCUCUCUCUCCCCAGCUCAUACAGCAAAGGCAGCACUGACUCUGGCUACUUUUCACGCUCAGAAAGUGCAGAACAGCAGUUCAAUCAACCCAGUGCAAAUGCCAAGUCAUACCAAGAAAUUAUGUUUGGGAAGUGUUAUAGACCAAGCGCCAAGCCAAGGCAAUCAAUCACUGUACAGACUUGCAUGACAGACAUAAAUGAGACUCCAUCCAGUUUUAUGAUUAAAUUGACCAAAGGAAUGGCACCUGAGGACGCCACAUGCCAUUUGCACAGACGCAAAAAAGACCUGGCUAGAUCAAUAAAAAUCGAAUCAGAAUCUUUUCAAGAAGAAGAGUAUCAGGAAAUCCCAGAAAUGUUUCAGUGUAGGACUGAGCUAUUAGAAACCCCACCAGAAUGUGGUUUACUAUUACGGAGCAACUCUCUUCCAACACCAUCUGAUUCCAAUGUAAGUACACCACGGGCGCUAAGAAGCAGUAAUUCUUUUGAUGAGAGGAUGACAAAUGAGGAAAUCUCCUUUCGUAGCUCCAUGGGCAUGAGAAAGCUCAUGAGACAGGCUGCCUUUGAACAUUCUGCACAUGAAGGACAUGGAGAACCGGAUAACCACACUUUGGUUUAUGGCCUGAAAUCAGAGCCAAAAGUUGACAGUGCUGAUGAUUCUAAAAUUGGAAUAGAGAAUUGUCCAGAAUCAGAGUCAUGCCUCAUGUUUCAAAACCACAUGAUGGAAAAUGCUACAAGGAAACGUAGAAAAGGAAAGAACAUAAUGGAAGAGGAAGAUUUUCCAACCCAAAAUAAGCCUUCAUGCUUGCCUGACCUCACAGGGGACCUUUGUACAAAGCAAGAUAUUAUGGAUGCUACAUAUACUGAUACAGAGAGAUGGGCUGGCAGCAAUGUUAUCUCUGUAAUUCAGCACACAAAAUCAUUAAGUAGGCUGAGUUCUGCAGAGAAGUCCACUGAUUUUGAAUCACAACAGUUCAAUAAAAGUACAGUUUAUCAGUUAAUUGCAAAGGAGCAGAUUAAGGAAAAGUACAAAACUGACUCACUCAUGCAUUCUGGUAAAAUAGAGAGUCAAUACAGUGGAAGUAGUUUGAUCUACCAGUGGUCUCAUUUAUCUAAACAACUAGCUUUUCAGUCUGGUAUUCAAGUUCCAGAGAUUAGAGUUACAGAGGAGCCUGACAAACCAGAAAAAGUAAGAGACUUGCAGGUUAGACCAAAUGAAAAAAACAGAGAAGAAUUCCAGUGGCCUCAGAGGAGUGAAACUUUGUCAAACUUCCCAGUUGAAAAGUUACCGCCAAAAAAGAAACGCUUGCGUUUAGCUGAGAUGGAAUGUUCCUCUGGUGAAUCAAGCUUUGAAUCUGCUUGUACUAGUCUCUCCAGAAGCCCAAGUCAAGAUAGCAAUUUAUCUCACAGCUCAAGCUUUUCACAAUCACUUGACAGAGAGGAAAGUAUGAAUGUCGCAUCUCCUGCUAAAUCGGAUGAGUUUAAUAAGUGUUUGGAGUUCUUGUCUGUUCCAGGAAGCUCAGUAAGCCAACAGAGGGAGAUGAGGCGCUCUGCAUCAGAACAGGCACCCUGCAACUUACCCACUGAAUUACCAGAAUUUAGAAGCAAGUCCUUUGACUAUAGCAACCUUUCUUUUGCAAUGAGCCCUAUCCAAAGUGACAUCUACCCCAGUGAAUGUGGAUUUAAAGAACGAAGAAGAGGCUGUUUGGUUAGACAGGCUUCUUUGAGUGGUGAUCCAGAGACUUCAGCACAUGAUAAAUCUAUUGAGAUGAAUGCUACACAGGGAAGCUCAGAUGCAGUUGAAAUGGGCAGGAAAAUGUCUUCAUCAGACAAACAGAUUUUGUUGGAAGGUUCCUUUAGUGGCAUUGAGAAAAUGAGAUACUCUUCGUUGCAUGGAAGUGUUUCUCCACAGCAGAUAAUUACACCGGACUUGUCUAGAAUGCCAGAGCAAAUACCCCAUAAACAGCCUCUUCUUCCCCAGACUUUACAGAUGCAUCAGUAUCAUGGCCUAAAGCAGAAAAUAAAGAAAGAACCUGAAGAUUUAAAAACAGCAGAAGAUCCUAGAAUCGCUCUGGCAGAUCUACCAGAAGACCAUUCACACAGUGUGACCAAUGUCCUGUCAACAAUAGCAGUUCUUUCACAAGCUCAGCCUUCUUUAGCCAAUCAGAGCUUACAUGGUUUGUUAGUUCCAGUCAGAAUUCAGAUGCAAGUACCAUGCUAUGGAAACAUCACAUACACUAGUAUAUCUCAUAUUCUGGAUUCUCAAUAUGCGAUAAACUUAGCACCUAAUAAUGUUUUCACUCAAAGUCAAUGUUUGAGUGUUACAUCACAACACAGAGUAGGUUCUGAUGUAUAUCAAACACCAGCACAUCCAAGAGAACUUCUGCACAACACACAGUCAUCACCUGCAAAACUGAAUACAGGCAUACCUCUGUCCUUGACCUCUAGAACCAUUUCAACUACGGAGGCUCCAAGCAGUGGAUGUAGUAAGCGAAUGCUUUCUCCUGCCAGUAGUAUUGAGCUCUUCAUUGAAGCAACUCAGCAAAAACGAGUCAAAGAUGAGAAUAUGUAUGGACAGAUUGUAGAAGAACUUAGUGCUGUAGAAUUAGGACAUCCUGAUCAUGGAAAAGAGAAACAGAAAAACGAGAGUAAGUCAACACAUGUACAAAAUCCAUCUGUGACUAUUGAGGAGAUUGAAAUGAAGGAUCCUAAUAUAGACUUCUACCAUAAAGCAGGCUUACCAUUGCCCAGCAGUGUUUCUCCAGAAGCAGUUUUGGUAAAUAAUUUGCCUAUACCAGUGCAGAUUGCCACAACGACCUUACCUAGAGACAUUGCCAAUAUUGGGAUACUAUCUCAGUUUCCAGGUCUUCACACUACAACAUGUGUGAGUUGGUGUUAUCUCAAUUGUUCCAAACCAAACAGUACUCAAACAGCACCUAAUUUCUCUGUGUAUGCCGCUUGGUUCAUGAGAUGCCACAAUCCAAAUCCACCAAGUCUCAGUACUGGAAAGGCCCUUGCCCUUCUCCAAUCUAAACAGAAGAAACAAAAUUCCACAUAUACAAUCGCAGCCAUGUAUCAACCAGGAAUACUUGUUACUUCAACUAUGUCAAGUCACAAACAGGAUCAGGGGACCAUUGAGGCUAGGGUGGGAGACAUAACAUAUGAUACACAAAUGAAAGAUAUUAAGCAAAAAUGUAGACCUUCACGUGAGAAUAGCAAGGAAACUGAGGCACCUUUAAGGCAAACAGAGCCCGCUCGGGUAAAGAUUUUUGAAGGCGGGUACAAAUCAAAUGAGGACUAUGUGUAUGUCAGGGGACGUGGCCGUGGGAAGUAUAUUUGUGAAGAGUGUGGUAUUCGAUGUAAAAAACCUAGUAUGCUAAAGAAACACAUACGUACUCACACAGAUGUGAGGCCCUACAUAUGCAAAUGCUGCAACUUUGCCUUUAAAACAAAAGGGAACUUGACUAAGCAUAUGAAAUCAAAGGCACACUUGAAAAAAUGCCUUGAGCUUGGUGUUUCACCCAUGAAUUUGGACAAUACAGAUGUUGCUGAACAUGAAGAUGAUGUACAGAAAUCAUUAGAGAUCAGACCAGUAACGGAUGCAGCCAUUAAACAUCAGUUCUCAGAUGUGGAUGACUCAGAUGGGGGUGAGGAAGAUGGAGAUGAGCCAGAUGAUGAUGAAGAUGAUGAAUAUGAUGGGGACACUACGCCAAGAACCCAUUCCAGAAGCACAAGUCCUCAGCCUUACACAAUUAACAAACCAUUUCCCACCAUCUGCUUCACUAAGAACUUAGAUCCUAAAGAAAGGCUUGAAGCAUCAUCAGUCAGUAAUGAGGAUGAUCUGACUCUUGAGCAUACAAGCACCUCAUUUGAUCCCUGUACACUUCAACUGCUCUCUCCUUGUUGGGACUCACCUCAUCAAAGGAACAUCUGUCAACGAGGGGAUCUGUCCCCACAAGGUCAUCUGACAACAGGAAGGGCUCCCUCCCCCUUGAGACCCAUUUUUCCAAGGCGAGAUGUAAACAUCAGAGGGGAUCUCUCACCCAUUCGCCAGCUCUCACCUGUAAGGCCCAUUUCACCAGCGACAGAUGUUUCAAGAUAUCGUGCAUCCUCCCCACGUGGUCACCACAGAGGCAUGCUUAGGGCUGCAUCACCACGCAGGGGGACCUAUCAGCAUAGAUCCUAUGUGGAUUCACGCAGGGAGAUAAAAUGUGAAGCCUCUUCCCUAAUACAAAGCAUUGCAAUGUACCCAGAAAUGGAUAAGCCAGAGGCCAUUCUUCAAAAUGUCACUGAUGGCAUACACUUUGGUAGCGAUGCAUCUACCCUCCCCAGCCGAGGCAUCUUCAGCCACUUGCCUUUGCACUCUCAACAGCAGGUACAGACUCCCAUUCCAAUGGUCCCCAUUGGAGGUUUAAGAAUGCCUUCCGUCUGCCCAUCUGGUGUUUCUGUAGAGGGACACUCGCAGUCAUUACCACAGGGGGACAUAUCAGAGAGGGCUAAUUCCAGGCUAGCGUCAGUUUCUAUUCCAGAACCUGGAGUAAGCAACAUAUCAUCCCAGAGGAAGGAGCAGCCAACAUCUUGCACUGGCCUUGCCUGCAAGGACAACAAGCAGGAGGAGAGUGUGCACAUCUGUGCAGAGGCUAUUGCAUCCCUCAGGAUCACAUCAGAGGAUAUCAUUGGACAAGAUGUGCUGUUUGUUCUGCCAAGCCCUGAUGGAGUUGGAUAAUGAACAUGAUCAAUACCUAGAUUGCUUGUGGUCUCAACAUCUUUAAAAAGCACUUGCUCUAAUUGCAGCAUAACGCUAUUAGGAAAUACUCCUAAUUCAUUGACUCCCUCCAAGUCUACAUUGCUUGAGCAAGAAGUGAAGCAAGCAUCAUAUAUGCCUGCAGAGCCUGGCAGGAAGUAACAGAUGAGCUGUGUCAAGAACAGAAUGGGCAGAGUGAGUGUUACCAGAGUGAGUGCUACUAUUCUGCCAUCAGAGCAGUUUGAAUAUAAUUGUGUAAUGCAGGAACACAGCACAGCAACAACAGUGAAUAAGUUGUAGACUGGUGUUUAGGCUGCCUUUAAAUUACAGCUGAAUUUUCCACGAAAUAUGGCUGAACAAACAUCUAAGCAGUUUUACAGUACAUCUGUGCAGGUGAGUGACUGGGCUAUUCUGUAAUGUACCAAUUUCAUUAAUAAGCAUUUAUGUGCAAAGUUGUGACCUGAUGUAGCCGUGUCCAUAGGUUUGAGCAGAGUCAUGUCUAAAGACUUAUUUUUUUCCUUUGUUAUUGCCAUUAUGUUACCCAGAUACCUUUAUAAAGAACCAAUAUGAUGAGCCAACUAACUGUCUGAUAUUGUUAGCACUAUAUUCUGCAUGCUAGAUGUAGUGCGAGAUCAAGCUUGACAAUUAGAUAAACCAUUAUCAUAUCACACAUACUAUAAAGUGUUGGCUUUAAUACUCUGUAUAUACUUUAAACGAUGCCCACAGCAAGAGAUGCAACGGGCAUAGAGAUCCUGCAAACAGCACAGACUGUGACAAUUCAAGAUCUUUUCCAGGUGUAUAAUCUGACAGAACUCUCUGUGUGUGUGUGUGUGUGUGUGUGUGUGUCUGUGUGUGUGUGUGUGUCUUUCAUAGGCUAGUUAAUGGAACUGGAAGUGAUCGCGGAACAGGAAGUGGGUGAUUAGACCUCGUGGGAUGGGCCCUCUGCUGGUGUAGUGGUGUCAUUACCUGAAAUUAUGUAACUUGUAUACUUUUCUAAUGCUAUAGCAGUGUAUCAGUUUAGAUCAAUCACACAGACAUCAGUCAUCCAGCCAAUCUUGCAACAUAGCUAACAUUAUAAUUACCUUGUCAACUAUUUGCUAGCAAGAUAAACAUUUGAGGAACAAAAUGCUGACAGUCAUCAAAAGAAUGUUAAUUUUACAGUAAGUAAGGUGUUUGGGGAAAUUUGUCACAGUAAAGGUAUUGCUAUAGGUGUGAAGUAAAACCUAAGUUGACAGGAAUCUUCAUAUUCAUAAAAGACUUGAAAUAGUUCAAAAACAUACUUAAUU